Miniopterus natalensis is the source of this 1290-nucleotide messenger RNA. Its product is annotated as protein FRA10AC1. The record is from RefSeq and is a predicted model, not a curated record. Gene Ontology annotation, molecular function: phosphatase activity. Lineage: Eukaryota; Metazoa; Chordata; Mammalia; Chiroptera; Miniopteridae. Gene Ontology annotation, biological process: dephosphorylation.
AGCAGAAAAGGACGACGCUGCGGGCGGACUUGGCCAAGCAGGGAGGCGGGGAAGGGGUGUGUGAGAAGGGCCGUGAGUGGGUUUGGCAUCGGGGAGAAGGACCUCGAACUUGUCCCUCCUGUGCUACUGGUUGAUGAUCUUUUUUUAGAUUCUGGAGACAGUCGGCGUUUUUUUUCUUGACUUUCUCUCGGCCUUUGUCAGUGUGUUCGUAGCCUGAAAUGCAUGGUCAUGGAGGCUAUGACUCUGAUUUUAGUGAUGAUGAACACUGUGGAGAAUCUAGCAAAAGGAAAAAAAGGACUGUUGAAGAUGACUUACUGCUCCAAAAGCCAUUUCAGAAAGGAAAACAUGGAAAGGUGGUCCAUAAACAGGUUGCAGCAGAAUUGCUGGAUAGGGAAGAAGCAAGAAAUAGAAGGUUUCAUCUCAUAGCUAUGGAUGCUUAUCAAAGGCAUGCAAAGUUUGUAAAUGACUAUAUUUUAUACUAUGGAGGCAAGAGAGAAGAUUUCAAGCGAUUGGGGGAAAAUGACAAGACAGACAUGGAUGUCCUGCGAGAAAAUCACAGGUUUCUCUGGAGUGAGGACGAUGAAGUGGACAUGAGUUGGGAGAAGAGACUUGCAAAGAAAUACUAUGAUAAAUUAUUCAAGGAAUACUGCAUAGCAGAUCUCAGUAAAUACAAAGAAAAUAAGUUUGGAUUUAGGUGGAGAGUAGAAAAAGAAGUAAUUUCAGGAAAAGGCCAGUUUUCCUGUGGAAAUAAAUAUUGUGAUGAAAAAGACAACUUAAAGAGUUGGGAAGUUAACUUUGGUUAUAUUGAGCAUGGUGAAAAGAGAAAUGCACUUGUUAAAUUAAGAUUAUGCCAAGAAUGUUCCUUUAAACUAAAUUUUCAUCACAGGAGAAAAGAAGUCAAGCCCAAAAAAGGGAAGGACAAAAUAAAAAAACAUUGUAAAGAGACAUCCUAUAAGAAAUCCAGAUUAUCUUCUACAGAAGAGACCUCUAAGAACAGGGACAAAGGACAUUCAUCCUCAAAGAAAUCAGAAGAUUCUAUAAACAGAAACUCUGAUGAAGAAAGUACCUCAGACUCUGAACUUUGGAAGGGCCCACUACCAGAGACCGAUGAAAAAUCACAGGAAGAAGAAUUUGAUGAGUAUUUUCAAGAUUUAUUUCUAUGAGAUGGAAGUGAGAAGCCUACAUUCCUUAAUGUAAAAAUACACUUUGAAAUUCUUCCAAAAUGUUUUAUCUAUAAGUUGUAGUUUGAGUGAUUUGUCUUUGGAAAUAAAAAUUCAGCUACUCUCAAGA